Molecule: messenger RNA, 1117 nt
Organism: Aphidius gifuensis
Lineage: Eukaryota; Metazoa; Arthropoda; Insecta; Hymenoptera; Braconidae
Exons: 5
Coding region: 233-964 (243 amino acids)
Source: RefSeq, a predicted model, not a curated record
UUUUACACAAGUCUAUGAUUUAUUGAGAAAAUUGAAUGCUUAUAAAAAAUUACAUGCUUAUAAAAGUACUUAAAUAAUGACAAGUUAUCAUCAUAUUUAUGAACGUCAGUGAUCGCGAAUAAACCAGUCGUCAGUUACUUGCCGACAUCAUAAUUCAAUAUUUAUUAAUUAUUAUUACAAAUAGAAAAAAAAAUAUUCUACUAUUUUAAUUAAUUUUUAAAUUGUUUAAAAAAUGGCUUGGUCAAGACCAUCAGGUCCACCACGUGUAUGGAACAAUAUUGAAAUAACUGACACAAAUAAAAUAAAUCGUAAAUUUGUUAUUCAAGAAAUUCCAGAAGAAAAAUACGACGAGGCUGUUGAUCAUAUGUGCACUAUUUUUUUACGAGAUGAAACAAUUUUAUCAUGCUUUAAAAUAGCUGAAGAUCCAGUAGCAUUAUCAGCAAUGUAUAAAACUUGGAAUUUUAUUGUUCAACAAGGUAUUUCGAUUGCAGCAUAUGACAUUACUGAAAAUCCAGAAAAGCCAAUUCUCGCUGGUGUUAAUAUGCUAUUUUUUGGAAAUGAUAAAUUUGAAGAAGCACUUACUGCAAUUGAGUAUGAAGGUAAUUUAAAAAAAUUAUUUACUUUUGUAUUGGGAGUGUGUCAUGAAGUUGAUCCUCGUUACACUCAUGGUGUUGAUGGAUAUCUUGGUGCAUUUGGCCUGAGUGUCGAUCCAAAUUAUCGUCGACUUGGUCUUGGAAGUACUAUUUUAAAAGCACGUGAUGCUAUUGGAGAAAAAUAUAAUAUUCAAUACACAUCGACAAUUUUUACAAGUGAAAUUGCACAGAAAGCUGCAGCUCGUUGUGAAUUUAUUGUUAAAAUGGAUCGACCAUAUUGUAAUGUUCUUGAUGAAGAUGGAAAUAAAUUAUUUACAACAUUAGAUGGAAAAAAUUUCAAGAUUAUGGAAAAAGAAAUAUGUAAAAAAUAACUAAUUCUUAAAUGUAUUUUAAACUUGUUCAUUAAACAUAUAAUUUUGAUGCAAUUAAUUAUCAGUUUAUCAAUUUCAAGUGAUAAGAUUGUGUUACAUUUUCUUUCGGCCAAUUGAUUUUGUUAUUUCAGAAUUUUUCUAUAAUUAUUUUCA